Molecule: messenger RNA, 3254 nt
Organism: Botrytis cinerea B05.10
Lineage: Eukaryota; Fungi; Ascomycota; Leotiomycetes; Helotiales; Sclerotiniaceae
Exons: 1
Coding region: 1061-1825 (254 amino acids)
Source: RefSeq, a predicted model, not a curated record
GGCAUUGCUAGUUGCAUGUCCUUCGCUUCCAUAUCCUAAACAUCAACGACUUCCACUUACAGUUCUUUGCCUUUCCUAUUUUGUUCUCAACUAUACAUACAUAAGAAAAUGGCAUCCAUUCUCUUUGAAGAAGACGCCCUAAAACCCAUCCGCCGAAAGCAACUCCUCAACAACAUAGUCGACGGAUUAGCCAAAGUUCGUCCCGGCACCAUCUACGCCGAGGUUCCCCGAUCCUCUAUCAGCUACGAGUUUGGAUACCGCAAGAUUAGCUAUGCCAACUUUGCAAAUGCUAUUAACGGUCUUGCUCAAUGGUUACACGAUACUCUUGGUCCUGCGGAAAACUUCCCAACUUUAGCUUAUAUUGGACCGAAUGACUUCCGAUACAACGCGCUAAUGUUGGCAGCUGUGAAAGCAGGUUAUAAAGUAUGUUACAACCUGCAAUUUUGGUGAUUGGGGCUUCUUUAAUAGGAAUGGGAAUAGAUGUUCUUCAGUUCUCCGCGAAAUAGUAUACCAUCCCAUGCCAAUCUUUUCAAGAUCCUCGACUGCAAAAUCCUCAUUACAGUCAACCCCCCUCUCCCCAUAACACCCUCAAUUAUCGAAACAACCGGCGUUCAAACAAUUGAGUGUCCAGAUGUGGACGAAUUACUCGAUACCAUUUACCCCCACUACCAUUUUAACAAAACAUUCGAGCAAGCGCGAAAAGAACCACUAGUCAUUUUGCACACUUCUGGAACCACUGGGUUUCCUAAACCUAUAGUGUGGAACCAUGAGUGGGUUGGUAGUUGGAGUGAUUGACUUGCGAUUGCUCCUCCAAAUGGUUAUACGAAUCAAACUGCGUUGUGGACUUCGUACGUAUCUUUUUAAUUAUGCACUGAAAGGGAUCUAUCUGACUGUUGUUUUCAUAGGACGAGACUUCUGAAUACUCUGCCGCCUUUUCAUGUGAGUUGCGGUUUUUGUUUGAUCGUCCACUUAAUGACUAGCUUUCUUAAACGUUCUGCAACAUUGGGCAUUGAAAGUUAGGUCAUGGCUAAUAGAUCAAUUAUAGGCAGGUGGAAUAUUCAUGACACUCUUAAACGCAGUAUUCAACCAAAUACCACACCCCUUAUCCGGGGUACCUCUCUCAACAAAAAUCGUACUCGAGGCACUCAAUCACGUAAAAGCAGAUAGCGUUCUCCUCGCCCCACCAUUUGUCGAAGAAGUUGGCGCGAACCCAGAAAUGCUAAACUUCCUAGUCAAAAAUAUCGAUGUGCUUCUCUACGGCGGUGGUGACGUCUCACAAGCUACUGGAGACAAGAUCUCCAAACGUCUCAAAUUAUCCAUGAUCAUAGGGUCUACAGAAAGCGGUGCUUACCCCGCCGUCUUCCCUACCGAUAAAUGGCCAUCUGAUGAUUGGAAAUGUCUCCAUUUCCAUCCCAACGCUGGCAUCAAAUUAAGACCGCACUCUGAAAACCGGUAUGAAGCGGUUCUCAUUCGCAAUUCUGAUCCUGAAAAAGUACAGCCCAUUUUCUCCGUGUUUCCAUCCUUGAAUGAAUGGGAAACACACGAUCUGUAUGCUCCACAUCCUUCAAUUCCAGAUCUGUGGUUAUGUUCUGGACGAAGCGAUGAUAUUAUUGUACUUCUAACUGGCGAAAAAACGAAUCCUCUCAGUAUGGAACAACAGAUGUCACAUCAUCAUGAAGUACGAGCUGCGCUUGUCAUUGGUGCUCAUCGAUUCCAAACCGCGUUGUUGAUUGAGUUGGUAUCUCUUCAAGCUCUUUCUACAGUAGAACGAGCCAAGGCAAUCGAACGUAUAUGGCCGACCAUUCACCAAGCAAAUCAGGAAUGACCUCGCCAUGCUAAAGUUGCCAAAUCCCAUGUGUUCUUCACUAGUCCGGAUAAACCUAUGGGAAUAUCGGGAAAGGGAAUGGUUCAGAGACAACCAACACUUGAUUUGUACUCAAAAGAGAUCGAUAAUCCUUAUGCCGACGCCGAUAUAAUUUUAACUUCAAAUCCGUUAGACAUUUCAACACUCGAUAUUGAAAAGUGUGAAAUAGAUAUCAUUGACAGUACCUCCAUAAGUCAAUUCAUCCAUGAUACCAUUUCUCAGCUCAUAUGAAGCAUCAUCUUCCAGGACGAGGACGAUUUAUAUAUUUGAGGAAUGUUGGAUUCUUUGCAAACACUCCGAUUAACCAGAAUUUUCUGAAAAACACUUUCGCAAUCCCGGAGUUGGAGAUUACUACUCUGUACACCAAUCCUUCCGUAGAAUCUCUUACCACGGCGAUAAUUCAACUUUCUUCGCUCCACGAAUCUGCAAAGUCUUCGAGUGAUAAGUCGAGACAGCAAGGUAUUCAUGAUAGCUUGGUUGAAUACAAGACUAUCAUAGAUGAGAUCGCUCCCAGCGAUAACCAGACGUACUCGAAUGGGAUAAAAGAUGUAAAUGGCACGUCAUCAAGAGAGAGGGUUUUUAUCCUCACCGGUUCCACCGGUGCACUCGGCUCAUAUGUUUUGCAAACCUUUCUCUCAUCAAGCACCGUUUCGCACAUCUUUUGUCUUAACAGAACUGCUGGGGAACAACCACAAAUCAAACGAAGCGAGGCCCACGGUCUUCCUACCGAAUUUCCUUCAGACCGCGUCACAUUCCUCCAGGUUAAUCUCUCAGAAGAACGAUUAGGUCUUGAACCCGAGACGUUUGAGAGAAUCAAGCCUCCACAACACAUAUCAUCCACAAUGCAUGGCCUGUAAAUUUCAACAUCCCGCUAUUGUCUUUCUAUCCCAACAUCAAAGGAGUCAUCAACUUGAUUGAAUUCGCAGCUACUGCAUCUCAAGAUCCUUCUCUUAUGUUCCUUUCAUCCCUUAGUUCCGUCGGUAACUUUUCAGGAGAUGUCCCCGAAAGCGUCAUCAACGAUAUAACCGCAUCUCUUCCAAUGGGCUACUCGGAAUCAAAAUUUAUCGCCGAAAAUCUCCUUUCCUAUGCUACUGAUAAAUUUCCUCGUGUAUCCAUUAGCAUUGCUCGCGUGGGACAAAUCGCAGGUCCAGUUUCUACCACCGGCAUCUGGACUAAACAUGAGUGGUUCCCAAGUCUUGUGCUUAGCUCUAUUCAUCUUGGUAUUAUACCCAAAUCACUUGAUUCAACCGAUCGCAGCAAGGUUGACUGGGUACCUAUUGAUCUCAUCGCUGAUAUACUUGUGGAACUUAUAUUUUCACAGAGAAUUGAUCACAACAAUGGAGCCAAAGUUUAUCGUCCCGUCAAUCCUGUUCUCGUUCCAUGGAAGUCA